AUGCUUGUCGCAGCGGUAGUCCUCUCUGUGCUGGGGGCGGUAUCGUCGGCUGUCAUCACCAACACAACUGGACAAACGAUACAGGGCAUAGGCGCCUCCGGCGCGUGGUGGCCGAACGAUCUCUAUUUCUUCCCGGAGUCAUCUCGGCAAGAAAUCGCUCGACUGCUGUUCGACCCCGACAUUGGUCUCGGGUUAACAGACUCUAGGUACAAUCUCGGCGGCGGGGGCGUCGGAGUGACCACCUUUGCUAGGGCGCCGGAGACUCCGUAUAUCAGUGAUGGUGUAUACAACUUCUCUGCUGAUCCCCAAGGGACAUACUUCCUGCGAGCCGCAGCACAGUACAAAAUACCCUUGAUCACCUUGUUUGUCAACAGUGCGCCCGUGAGCAUGACCAGUAAUAGUCAAAAUUGUGGAGGCAACCUCAUCACGGACAGGAUCCCGGCCUACGUUCAAUAUUUGACGGACGUGAUCAAGUACUGGUCCACUCAAGGAGUCAAUAUCACUCAUGUCUCCCCUAUGAAGUGGGCCUUAGACAAUAACUUCGGGAGUUGUGGCCAAGAGGGUAUGCAGGUCGCGGUGGGACAACGGGCACAAGUAAUCAACACCCUCGCGGCUGCCCUCGCCAACGAAGGUCUCUCCACCAGAGUCAUCGGGGACGAGAGUUCCACCACCUGGAAUUUCAUUCCAGAAGCCCCUCUUUGGCUACCGGGCGUGACCCCAGGCGCGCUCGCUGGAGUCGCGCAUCAUCAGUACACCUUCGCGGGCGACGCUUCUAUAGCUCUAUUGGGUUCUGAAGCUAGGUCCCUGAGUGGCGGUGUCGACUCCUGGUUCACUGAGAUCUGCUGUAAUCAAGCCAACAAUCCCCUCGCUACGUUGACGUACGGCGCGAGCUAUGAUCCCACCAUGGUCUCUGCCCUUCGCAUGGGCAACCUCAUCUGGCAAAGCUUUACGCAGGCAGAGGACGCCCACUGGGAUUUCUGGACCGCCCUGAGCAGCGAGUACGGGUCAUGCACGCCGUCGACCAACGCAAGCUGCGUCAACGAGCGGAAUUACGACGGCUGGGACGACGGCAUAAUCUACUACGACCCCAACUACAACACCACCCACUACUACACCUUCUCCCUCCCGAAGCGCUUCCCCGUGCUCAAGCACUUCACGAGCGCCGUGCCCGUCGGCGCCACCCUGCUCAACGUCACCACCGUCGAGACCAACUGGCGCGUGCUGGCCUUCACCGCGCCGGGGACGAGCCGGCUGUCCUCCGUUGUGGCGAUGAACGCGCAGCAGAGCCCCUCGACGCUGACGCUCAGCUUGGAGGGCGGGAGGCUGGCCCAACCCAGUAGGGCGUUCAUGACGGAUGCGGGCGGCGACUAUGUCCCGAUAGCGCUCAGUCUUGCGGCCAACGGGAGCUUGGUUAUUCAGGCGCCUGCCAUGAGUAUCUAUACCAUAUUCUUUUGA
Messenger RNA from Gloeophyllum trabeum ATCC 11539, 1455 nucleotides. RefSeq lists its product as uncharacterized. Gene Ontology annotation, molecular function: hydrolase activity, hydrolyzing O-glycosyl compounds. The record is from RefSeq and is a predicted model, not a curated record. The coding region runs from base 1 to 1455 and encodes 484 amino acids. NCBI's taxonomy places the organism in Eukaryota, Fungi, Basidiomycota, Agaricomycetes, Gloeophyllales, Gloeophyllaceae. The transcript is spliced from 10 exons.